GUUGACCAUAUGGGUGGGCCUAGGAUCAGGUAAGGAGCUCAGGUCGUCGGCGGAGACGCUGAGCCGUCGCUCCACGUACGGCGUUCUCUCCUCCGCGUGCGGGGACCGGAGUAAAUGCGACGGCCGAACACCCAACUAACCCCUAUACCGUAUCUAUCUGGAAGGGGCUAGGAUCGCUCGACCCCGUCCUCUCCCAGGGCGAUCGACUGUGACGCCAUUUUUGUGUGCAUCUCGUAGGGAGAUUUCUGCAGCCGGCGCAGGACCGGGCAUGGAAGAAGCAGGCAUGGAGUUCCUUCUGGACGCCGUGGACAGGUUCCCCUUGCUUGAGGAAUUCGCUGACAGCGUUGAGCAGCCAGAUCCAGUUCCUCUGGCGCGGAUGCAAGCGAACGAGCCUAGUUACGCGGGUAGCGCUGUCUCAAAAGAUGAUUCUGGAUGCGGGCAACAGAUUGGCGAAGUUGAGGUGAACGAAAGGCAACCUGCUGCUCGCCGCCGUACGAACACAUCUCCAACUCGAUCUACCCAGUCAACUGACAGGGUGAACCCAGAAGCCCCCGGGUGGACUAAAAGGUUACAGCUAGGGAGCGCGCCACCGGACAGGACACCAUGUCCCAGCCGUAUGAGCGCUCUGGAGGAGUCGAUGCGCAAGUAUGCUGAAGAACCCAGCAAAAAUGUGGUGCGGCCGACACUUGGUCUAACUUUUGAUUCGCUUGGUGAGGCAUACGACUUCUACAAUUUGUAUUCCUGGGAAACCGGUUUCGGCAUUAGAUAUGGAAAGAGCCGGCUGAACGUUGAGAGGACAAAGUGCAUGCAAGAAAUAGUGUGCGGUUGCUCGGGGAAGCCAGAAGCAGAAAAUAGUAGAUCAUGCAGGUGUGAGUGUCCAGCUUUGAUAAGAUUGUUGCGAGCAGCGGACAACAGCUGGUACAUUACAGAACACAGAGAGAACCAUAAUCAUUCAAUGUCAUUGACAAUGGGUGAGAAAGUUCAAUGGCCGUCGCACAAGAACAUUGAUGUGUACACUAAGGAUCUCAUAAAACAGCUACGGGAGAACAAUGUUAACCUUGGCAAGGUGUACAGCAUAAUAGGAAGUUUCUUCGGGUCGGUUGAGAAGGUUCCAUGCACUAAGAGGACCCUGAGGAACAUAUGCGGGAAGAUCAGUCGGGAGCAGGCUGAUGAUGAUGUUAGGAAGACACUUGAAGUGUUCGCUGACAUACAGGCUGGUGACCCUGGUUUCACAUACAGAGUGCUGGCUGAUGAUACAAGCAAAGUGAAGAACCUGAUGUAGGCAAAUGGGAGCAGCCGUAUGCAGUACCGUUUCUUUGGAGAUGUUGUCACUUUUGACACAACAUAUAGGACUAACUUGUACGACAUGCCUUUUGGAUUAUUUGUUGGGGUAAACAAUCAUUUUCAGAGCAUCAUCCUACCUGGGGUGCUGAUGCGCGACGAGCAGCAAGAGAGCUUCGAAUGAGUUUUCGCCGAGUUCCUUCGAAUGAUGGGAGGACCUGCCCCAAAGACUAUCUUGACAGAUCAGUGUAGAGCUAUGGAACUAGCUAUCAAGAAGGUGUAUCCAGAUACGGUGCAUAGGUGGUGCAAGUGGCACGUGCUGAAGAAAGCAAAGGAGAGUCUGGGACCUUUGUACACCAAAAAAAUGACUUCCAAGCUGAUUUUCACAAAGUCGUGAACCACAUGUUAACCGAAGAUGAGUUCGAGACGGCAUGGGGUAUGUUGCUGGAUAAGUACAAUUUGCGGAAGCACGCAUAUAUGACACAGAUUUAUGAGAUUCGAACAAAGUGGGCCAAACCAUACUUUAGAGGUGUUUUCUAUGCCAAGAUGACUAGCACACAACGGAGCGAGAGUGCCAAUCAUAUGUUGAAGACAUACAUGCCCCCAGCUAGCCCCAUGCAUGUGUUUGUGAGGCAGUAUAUGCGACUGCAAUUUGACAGGGAGCAUGAAGAGAGCUACAAGGAGAAAAGAACUAUGAUUGGAGGUGCAGUGAGAAGAACAAAUUUGGCUAUAUAGAGGCACGCCAGUAAAAUAUACACCCGAUCUAUGUUUGAGGAGUUUGGGAGGUUGCUGAUGGAAGCCACAACAUAUAACAUAACGGAGAUAGAGAAAAUGAAGAAGUAUGUGGCAACCCACAAUAAUGCGGCAAAGAGAGAGAGACAGAGAUGGAGUAGAGUUGUUUACGAGGUUACUAUCGCGGAUGAUCAAAAGGAGUUUACUUAUGAGUGUGGUCAAUUCGAACACACUGGUUUGCUGUGCAGCCACAUUCUAAGGGUAAUCGAAAUACUACACCUAGAACAUAUUCCAUCUAAACAUAUUGUGAAAAGGUGGACGAAGGACGCAAGAGACAUUCUACCAAGCCAUCUGCAGCGGUACCAAAAGGACAAGCGGACCAACACAUCAUUCACAUGGAGGCAUUCGACACUGUACUUCAAAGCUAUGGACGUCGUUCGAAUGGGGGAUGCGAGUGCAGAAUCGUCUGAUUUCAUGCUAGCUGGGAUGGAAGAUCUACUAGUACGUGGAGCACCUAUUGCAGAGAGGAGAGAUGGCCUCGGGUUUGAGGAUCGGGUGACAACCUUAGACCCUGUGAGGCAAAAUGAUAAUGGAGAAGUUGCUUUGGUGCUCGGUACAGGUGCCGAUAAAGAGAAUAGCAUGACACAUUCUGUCAGCGUCAAUGACUUGGAAGGGCUCACAGCACCCGCUAAACAGAGGGGGGUUGGUAGGCCAACCAAUAGCAGGGAGAAGGCAUCGUACGAAGGACUCAGUCAAUGUACACAUUUCUGCAGCAUUUGCAGGAGGGAAGGACACAAAAGAACUACAUGUCCUGACAGAGGGGACGCACCAAAAAAGCCGAGGAAACCUGGUUGAUGCAAGAACUGCGGAAUCGAAGGUCACCGUCGGAAAACAUGCACGAGGCCAUUGGGGUUCGCUGCAAACUAAUUUUCAACAUUCAUGUCUUAUGGUUUGCCGAUCGGAAUUUACUAGUUUGUUGUACUACGAACUGCUCUUUGCAUGCUUAUCUCCACUUAGAUGAUAUUCAUAGUUGCAUGAUGAAAAAAGAUUAUGUAGUGUCAGCUGUUCGUCCAUGCUCUAUGACAAUGUAGCAAGAUAAAAUGUGCUGGACUUGAGUGAGGACUUACGUGUUUCGUAUUGACUGAAGCUGAAAUGUUUAUUUGACUGUCA
Molecule: messenger RNA, 3183 nt
Organism: Triticum aestivum (bread wheat)
Lineage: Eukaryota; Viridiplantae; Streptophyta; Magnoliopsida; Poales; Poaceae
Product: putative protein FAR1-RELATED SEQUENCE 10
Exons: 7
Coding region: 269-1282 (337 amino acids)
Source: RefSeq, a predicted model, not a curated record